AUGGAUUGGCUAGCAGCAAAUAAUGUUAUGCUUGAUUGUGCCAAAAGAGUAGUUUCAUUACUAGUGUUGUGUGUAGCUGUGGAAUCUUCAGAGCAACCUAAGUUUCUAUUGGUAGUAAGUACUGAGAAGUUAAUCCGGCAAGGUUGUGAUGCCUAUAUGGUAUUCUUUACAGCCAGCAUGGUGUAUGAUAGUGGGAUUGAGAAGAUUGGGGUGGUAAGUGAGUUCCCAGAGGUACUUUCAGAAGAGAUGACUGGAUUACCUCUUGAAAGGGAAGUUGAGUUCUCAAUUAAAUUAGUUCUUGGAACUGAAUCGAUAUCAAAGGCUCUUUAUAGAAUGUCAUCGUCUGAAUUGGCUGAGCUAAAGAAGCAGAUUGAAGAUUUGUUAGAGAAAGGAUUCAUCAGACUAAGUGUAUCACCUUAG
This is a messenger RNA of Prosopis cineraria, 420 nucleotides long. RefSeq lists its product as uncharacterized. The record is from RefSeq and is a predicted model, not a curated record. NCBI's taxonomy places the organism in Eukaryota, Viridiplantae, Streptophyta, Magnoliopsida, Fabales, Fabaceae. The transcript has a single exon. The coding region runs from base 1 to 420 and encodes 139 amino acids.